Messenger RNA from Aspergillus heteromorphus CBS 117.55, 1701 nucleotides. RefSeq names its product NIPSNAP family protein. NCBI's taxonomy places the organism in Eukaryota, Fungi, Ascomycota, Eurotiomycetes, Eurotiales, Aspergillaceae. Gene Ontology annotation, cellular component: mitochondrion. The transcript has 2 exons. Bases 218 to 1378 code for a protein of 386 amino acids. The record is from RefSeq and is a predicted model, not a curated record.
CUCUCGCCUGAAACCCCCUCCUCUGUGUAUUCGCUCGCCUACCUAUUUGGCUUGUCACGCCCACGCCCACACCCACACCCACACCCGUCCUCCCUCCUUCAUUCACAUCCACACCUCUUCCCCGACCACAGUUGCUGUUCUAAAACACCACUUCCUGCCCCCUUCCCGUUCAACCACAUCUACCUGCCUUUGUACAGCUUUAUCCAGCUCCUGUAUCAUGCUCGCCCCUCGUGUGUUGCGGCCGGCGUCCUCGCUGGUUCGCCCCUUCAGUUCCUCUGCCACUGCGUUCCGCGCCCCCUCUAUCCGUGACAUCACCCCCGACUCGGCUACCGAGUUUAACGCACGCCAGAAGGAGUUCCGCGAGAACCUGGAGGUCGCUCGCAAGAAGAGAGAACAGCAAGAGAGUCAGUUUGUCGAUGCUUCUGGUUCCACCUCUGCCUCAUCCCCUGCACCCCGUGAUCGCCUCCGUGAGUACGCUACCGCUCCCACUGCUCCGCGCGCGAGCAAUGCGAGCAGUAACCAUGUUCCCGUCUUUGAUGCUGCUGGAGUGCUUGAUCAUAAGGCUUUAGGCUCACUUUCUGCCCACCGGAUUCUAGGAGACGAGCAGCUGCUGGAAGCGAGUCAGUCUCCCAAGCGCGGCCCCUUGUCGUCGCUCAUCUACGGAACGAAGGAAGGCCAGCAGCUGGACAAGGAUAUCGAGCGGUCGUUUUCGCAGGUCCUCGCCCGUGGAAAGUAUGUGCAUUCGAUCGUCUUCCACGACGUCAAGCCCGACAAAGUCGAUGAUUACGUCAACCUCGUGGGCCAGUGGUAUCCCCGCAUGGCCGCCGACCCAGAGAACCGAGUGAACUUGGUUGGAAGUUGGCGUACGCAGGUUGGGGAUAACGACACCUUUGUUCAUAUCUGGGAAUAUCAGCGUUACGAAGGCUACCACGAUUCUCUGCACAACAUCUCCAGCCACCCCGAAUUCCCUGACUUCGACCGGAAACUGAAGAGUUUGAUCAAGAGCAAGAAGACAUCUUUGAUGCAGGAGUUCUCCUUCUGGCCGACGACUCCCCCCCGACGCCUCGGUGGUCUCUUCGAGCUUCGAUCGUACACUCUGCACCCUGGGAACCUCUUGGAGUGGGAGACACAUUGGCGACACGGACUCAAAGCCCGCCGGGAAGUCAUGGAGGGUGUUGGAGCGUGGUUUGUACAGAUUGGGGAGUUGAACACGGUGCACCAUCUUUGGCAGUUUGCGAACCUCGAGGAGCGUAAAGUUCGCCGGGAGCAGUCCUGGGGCAUCGAAGGCUGGGCCGACACGGUGCACAAGACGGUUCCUCUGAUCCAGACCAUGAAAAGCCGGAUCCUGAUCCCGAUGCCGUGGAGUCCUGUUGGCUAAGCCAGCAGCGAUCACAUGGUGACGGUCACGAGACAAGGUCCUCCAAUGGAGGCACCCGGGCGUACAGAGCCAAGCAUGAAUGAUGUUGUUUGAUGAUCCGAGCGCCGUGGGCAGGGAAUGGACAGAGAGCAGGGGGACAGACAGGAGACGGUCGGACAGAUUCAGCCUGGAGUAAACCAGCCCGUCUCUUGUCACACAAUCCACUCUUGGGCGCCUGGGAGCCUUGGGCUGGAGCCUGGUGUAUUGUGCACACCGCCCACUGUUCCCGACCCUGGCCCGGCCAUGGGAGGGGUGCCUUGACUGUAUCGUAUCGAGCAUUUUAG